AUGCAGCUGCACACCGAGGCCCCCACGUGGUAUGAGGUGCUAGGUGUGGCACAGAGCGCCAGUCGCGACGAGGUCAAGGCUGCCUUUCGGCAGGCAGCCCUGCGGAUGCACCCCGACAAGACCGUGGGCGGCGGCGACAGUCACGGCAGCAGCUCCGCGGCCGGCGGCAGUGCAGGCAGCAAAUACCUUCUGGUGCAGCAGGCCUGGGAGGUGCUGCAAGAUGCUGCGAGCCGUGCUGCGUACGACCGCCAGCUGGCGCUGAGCGCGGCAGCCGCCCAGGUGCACAUCAACGAGACGGUGCUGCUAGGGGAGAUGGAGCAGGAGGACGUGGAGGGGCAGCGCUGCCGCUCGUGGCGCUGCCGCUGCGGAGGCAGCUUCUUGCUGCUGGCUGAGGACGCGGCGGCGGUGGCUGCUGUAGCGGGCGAGCUGGCGGUGCCGUGCAGCACCUGCUCGCUCCACAUACGGGUGGUGACUGUGCCUGGCCCUUCCGGCCAGAGGUAG
Chlorella variabilis is the source of this 501-nucleotide messenger RNA. RefSeq lists its product as hypothetical. The coding region runs from base 1 to 501 and encodes 166 amino acids. The record is from RefSeq and is a predicted model, not a curated record. Gene Ontology annotation, molecular function: ATPase activator activity; ferrous iron binding. Gene Ontology annotation, biological process: positive regulation of ATP-dependent activity. NCBI's taxonomy places the organism in Eukaryota, Viridiplantae, Chlorophyta, Trebouxiophyceae, Chlorellales, Chlorellaceae. The transcript is spliced from 2 exons.